CUCUGGCAGCCAAGCUGUUGACAACAGUGGUAUACUUCCACCUUACCACAGGUGCCUGAAGAAGAGAUACCAUCUAGAAACAACACAUUGGAACUAAUUCUCAACAACUGCAUCCAGCCCUCGCUGAAUCCACCCCAUUUUCCACUCAUCUCGUGUGUGCAACCUGCAACUUUGACAAACUUCAUCUGAAGAAAAGUUCAUUAGAAACUUGACUUCGGAUUUUCUCUUAGAGCAAAUGAGUUUCUCAGGUCCCUCCAGCUACAAAGUCGGCACCAUGUCUGAGAAGAUGGAUUGUCACUACUGCCGGGACUCCCUGCAGGGCAAGAAGUAUAUACAGAAGGAUGGGCACCACUGCUGCCUAAAGUGCUUUGACAAGUUCUGCGCCAACACCUGUGUGGAAUGCCGCAAGCCCAUUAGUGCGGAUGCCAAGGAACUGCAUUACAAGAACCGCUACUGGCAUGAAACUUGUUUCCACUGCGCCAAGUGCCUUCGCCCUUUGGCCAAUGAGACCUUUGUGGCCAAGGACAGCAAGAUCCUGUGCAACAAGUGCACCACUCGGGAGGAGUCUCCCAGGUGCAAAGGGUGCUACAAGCAGAUUGUGGCAGGAGAUCAAAACGUGGAGUACAAGGGGAACGUCUGGCACAAAGAAUGCUUCACCUGUAGCCACUGCAACCAAGUCAUCGGGACUGGAAGCUUCUUCCCUAAAGGGGAGGACUUCUACUGCGUGACUUGCCAUGAGGCCAAAUUCGCCAAGCAUUGCGUGAAAUGCAAUAAGGCCAUCACAUCUGGAGGAAUCACUUACCAGGAUCAGCCCUGGCAUGCCGAUUGCUUUGUGUGUGUUACCUGCUCUAAGAAGCUGGCUGGGCAGCGUUUCACCGCUGUGGAGGACCAGUAUUACUGCGUGGAUUGCUACAAGAACUUUGUGGCCAAGAAGUGUGCUGGAUGCAAGAACCCCAUCACUGGGUUUGGUAAAGGCUCCAGUGUGGUGGCCUAUGAAGGACAAUCCUGGCACGACUACUGCUUCCACUGCAAAAAAUGCUCCGUGAAUCUGGCCAACAAGCGUUUUGUGUUCCAUGGGGAGCAAGUGUAUUGCCCCGACUGUGCCAAAAAGCUGUAAAUGCCAGGGGCUCCCCUGUCCUGUAAAAUGGAAAUUGAACCGCAUUCUUGGUGCCCUCCCCUUCCCCUGUGCCAUCAGUAGGGAAAGAGCGGUGUUUCACCUACUCCACGUUGUCGCGCUCUUUAUUUUUGCCUCCCAUUUUACAGUGUUACUCACCUAAAGGGCACACAGUGAUCAUCCUAGGAUUUAGCAAAAAGCAACUCUGCAGCGAACUUCACUUCUCUGUAGCUGCAAUGAAAACCUGCAACCUUAGAUAGACUGACUCUUCUGCAUGUUUACCAUAGAGCAGAAAAGUACUGAACCUUUAGCCACUUAGUGAUGUAAGCAAGAAGCCUAAGCGCUAACCCUUCCCCACUGAGCUGGCUGUCACGGCUCCGCUGGGACCCACCAUGCAGUCACACAACAUGCAAGAGAGUUGCAGCGGCUGCUUCAACUCGGGCUGCUCGCUCCAGCUCCGUGAGCAGACAAAGAAUUUCCCAUGUUGCAUGGUCGAACUCCCUCACCCCAACUGUGGCCUGCCUUCUCUGCUUUGUGCUUUCAAACAACUAACACGGAUUUCCAGGAAAAAUUAACAUUUGACCAUCGUAGCUGUAAUUCUGUCUAAAGUGACCUGCCUCUGUACUAACCGUUGAUCUCCCUAUGCAGUCUCUUUUCUGAGUGUUCCUCCCUUCGAGCCUGGGCCGGGCAGGUGGCUUGAAAAGCAUCAGCAGAGCCAAGCCAACGAGCCUGUAAGAAAGGAGCAGGGCACUGCGGCGGCUUGGGGAAGCUUAACCAAACUAACCCCACUGUCCCUCGUAGUUUCUUUAAUGUUUAAUUAAUACUCUGUUGUUUUCAUAAAUAAUGACAUAGUUUGAGUUUUGAAACUUGCAUGAAGACAUUUUAGCCCCCUUCCGACCUUCCUGCAGUUUUGAAAUUCAUCUCCCAGCAGUAACGCUCUAGAGGGAUCGCUGAGCAGGCGCCAAAGUACCCUUCUCGACGCAGACGGGGCAGUUCAAAGUGACGGCAAGUUGAAACUUGUAACAUAGUGGUUGUCUGCUCUUUGUCCCCGUGUUAGGGAUAGCUACCAAGUCCCUUCUCUUGUGACUCCCAGGACUUUUCCUCAAGAGCUCAACUGGAUAUCUGGGGUUGUGGGAGGCUCUCAUUCUCACGGGCAGAACCGGAUUUCCACCUGCUGCUUACAAGAAAUGCAGGCUCACCUCCUUACUGUAUUCUACAUUAUUCUAUUGCAUACUUUGAGACACUACCAUAGGUCAACAUGUAAUGACAGUACAUAUUAACCUUCUUGUAGGAGUGGUUCUAGAAGCUGCUGCCUCAUUUCUACAUUUUGUCAUUAGGUAUUCUCUAAUGUUUCAGUGUAUCUUGGCCGAAUUAAAAGCAGCAUAUCAAUAA
This is a messenger RNA of Echinops telfairi (small Madagascar hedgehog), 2506 nucleotides long. RefSeq names its product four and a half LIM domains 1 (gene FHL1). Gene Ontology annotation, biological process: muscle organ development. NCBI's taxonomy places the organism in Eukaryota, Metazoa, Chordata, Mammalia, Afrosoricida, Tenrecidae. The coding region runs from base 236 to 1117 and encodes 293 amino acids. Gene Ontology annotation, molecular function: transmembrane transporter binding. The transcript has 9 exons. The record is from RefSeq and is a predicted model, not a curated record.